AUGGAGAAAAAAAGCCACAGCCCCGGGGAAAUUGUGAUUUUUCGCACACAAGGCCAGAUUGCCAUAAUCACAAUCAACAAUAGCAAAAAGCUAGGUGCCUUGCGCCCACAGGAUUCAUACCGCAUAUCCUGCCUCCUUCAAGACAUUGCGGCUAUGCCACAAAUAACAGUCACAGUCUUAACGGGGACAGGCCGCUUCUACAGUGCUGGUGGCGACACUUCGACCCAUCGGCCCGGGGGUAGCCCCAGCCACGAGGUCCGGAAACAAAUUCUACAAGGGUUCUUCGCUAACGAGCUUGAAGUGACCCGAGCCUUCUAUAUGCAUCCGAAAAUCCUCGUCGCCGCUCUCAACGGACCUGCCGUUGGACUGCAUGCCGGGCUCCUUGGCUUCGCCGAUUUUAUCUACGCAACACCCCACACUUUUCUCCUGGCGCCGUUCUCUAGUCUAGGCCUGGUCGCCGAGGGCGGCUCAAGCAUCUCAUUCGUACAGCGCUUGGGCCUCCCUUUAGCCACCGAGGUCCUCCUCACAUCUCGGAAAAUUCCUAGUGAGAGACUCCUCAAGUCUGGAUUCAUCACCAAGAUUUUCAGUGGCAAGGACGAACACGACUCUGAUGGGUUCUUGCAACAAGUGCUAGGCGAGGUGGAAGAUAAGCUUAUCGGGGACCAUUUGAACCAGGAGAGCUUGCUGAAGAUUAAGCAGUUGAUCCAGCGACCUUUCAUUGACGCUUGGGAGGCUCAGGGCCUUAGGGAAGCCGUAGAGGGAAUGCAAAGGUUGAUUGACGGAGCACCACAGAUUGAGUUCAAGAGGAUCGCGAGUGGGGCGAAGAGACAUAAGUUAUGA
This is a messenger RNA of Exophiala aquamarina CBS 119918, 840 nucleotides long. RefSeq names its product enoyl-CoA hydratase. The record is from RefSeq and is a predicted model, not a curated record. Bases 1 to 840 code for a protein of 279 amino acids. The transcript has a single exon. Gene Ontology annotation, biological process: fatty acid beta-oxidation. Gene Ontology annotation, cellular component: peroxisomal matrix. NCBI's taxonomy places the organism in Eukaryota, Fungi, Ascomycota, Eurotiomycetes, Chaetothyriales, Herpotrichiellaceae.